AUGAAUAAAGUGCAAAUUGGAGCUUUGUUGGAGAAUAAAUUGAAGAAGGAAAGAAUUUAUGAUAUGAUGAUUAAACUAUUUUGUGGCUGGGAUUACUACAGCAGUAGUAUCUUAGAAGGUCGUAUUUUAGUCCUUUGGCAGAAAUCGUUUACUAAAGUUCAGGUCCUUAUGGAACAACAUCAAUUGGUUCACUAUUCGGUAAAAAUUAUAGGCAUACAGAUGGAGUUUUUAGUCACUUUUGUCUAUGGUCUCAACACUUUAGAUGAGAGAUUGGAGAUUUGGAGGGGGUUGUCUUGCAUUCAUGUUAUAAACAAGCCUUGGUUGAUUGUGGGAGAUUUUAAUGCUGUUUUUAAUUUUGAUGAUAGAGUGGGAGGAAGGACAAUUAGUGCUGUUGAAAUACUUGAUUCUAAUGCCUGGCUUGCCCAUUCUCAGCUGGUUUCACUCAAGAGAAUUGGUUCAAAUUUUACCUGGUCCAAUAAGCAAGAUGGAGGGGAUAGGGUUUAUUCAAAAAUUUAUCAUGUGUUCAUCAAUGAAGAUUGGAUUGAUGCUUUACCUCACUCUAUUGCAGAAUUUCAUUGGGAGGCAUUUUCGGAUCACUGUUAUUGUCUCAUAAAAACGCUCAAACUGGGUUCUCUGGGCACUAAGCCAUUUCAAUUCUUUAACUUCUGGAUAACUCACAGGGGGUUUAAGGAGGUGGUUCUAGACAGUUGGAAUAAACCAUUGGUAGCGAGGGGUCUGCUGGGUGUGACUAAAAAACUUCUUAGAUUAAAGCAUAUUUUGAAAGCCUUUAAUAUAGAGGAAAUUGAAGAUGUUGAACAGGGUUAUCAUCAAGCUAAAGGAGACUAUCAGCUGGCUCUCACUAGAGCUCAAGCUGCCCCAACUGAUUUUGCUGUGCAGGAGGCUGAAAAAUCAGCUGCUGUUCGAUAUCAACAUCAUGCUGAUAGAUACAGAAGCUUUUUAAUUCAAAGGAGCAAAAUUACAUGGUUGCAGAAGGGAUAUGAUAAUAAUGCAUACUUUCAUGCUUGCAUAAAAAAAAGAAGAGAGGAGAAUCGUAUUGUCUCAUUUCUGAAUGAGAGGGGGGUUAUUAUUGAUGAUUAUGAGGCUGUGGUUCAUCAUUUCCUGGACCAUUUCAGAGGCUACAUGGGCAGCUCUAGCUCAACCAAUGGUUCAUUUAAUUCACAGUGUAUAGAGUUCGGUACGUGUCUGGAUAUUGAGAUGCAGCUGUGGUUGACUAGGGACUUUGGGAAAUCUGAUGUCAAGAAGGCUCUCCUUAGCAUUUCGGGAAUUAAAAGUCCAGGGUCGGAUGGAUUUGGUUCUGAAUUUUACAAGACAAGGUGGCUGGAUAUAGGGGAUGACAUAUCAGCAGCUGUUCUUGGAUUCUUUCGUGAUGGAAGAAUCCCUGCAGAGCUCAAUGAAACAGCGCUUUCUUUGGUUCCUAAAACUGAAACGCCUAGCCGAGCAGUUGACUACAGGUCCGUAGCUUGCUGCAACACCUUAUAUAAAUGCAUCUAA
Molecule: messenger RNA, 1512 nt
Organism: Humulus lupulus (European hop)
Lineage: Eukaryota; Viridiplantae; Streptophyta; Magnoliopsida; Rosales; Cannabaceae
Exons: 1
Coding region: 1-1512 (503 amino acids)
Source: RefSeq, a predicted model, not a curated record